UCAUACUUAUUAAAGAUGAAUUUCGCUAAGAUAUUCUUCUUUGUGGUCUCUUGUUUCUUGGCUUUGGCUGCCGUGUCCGCGGCCCCGGAACCACGUUGGAAGCCAUUGAGAAAAUUGGAGAAACUAGGCCAGCGAGUUCGAGACGGCGUCAUCAAAGUCGGCCCUGCUGUGUCCGUUAUAUCUGAUGCUCAAGGUGUUCUUAAACAAGGUUAAUAAGCAACAAGUCUGGUUUAACCAACGUCAAAUCAUUUAAUUUAAAGUCAUUAUCAUCGUUAGUGAACAACCAAACUCCAACAGAAUGUCACAAUACAAGUGUAGAACCAACUGUAGUUACAGAACCAGUAGCAAAUACGUCAUUUACUGGACAUCGACGCCGAUGACGUUUAUUAGAACCUGUAGAUAGUUCUCAGGUGUAUCUAAAUAUUAUCUACAGGUGUAACUAAAAAGUUUCACCAUACUUAACUAGUCAUCGUAUCUUAUAUUAUAACAAACGUGACAUUUUUUGGGUGUCACGUACAUACUGUCACGAAGAAAACAAAAUUGGGAAUUUCCUUUUUUUUCUGGUUUCCCAUAGCCCAUAGAACAAAAAAGCAAAAUUUUGUUUGAGAAUAUUUUUUUACUAAAGAUUUUUGUUACUACUCAUAGAAGCCGGUCCCUAAAAUACUGCAUAUCUUCUAUUAUCAGAUUAUGGUCGUUUAACUCUUAGACCAUAAUAAUAUUACAAAAUAGUUUCCCUGCUACUACAUUGUUUUUCCCGAUUUAUAAUACUUGGUCAUCGAACUACAUCAUACAGCUGUGUUCUGGUUUGCUAAAGGUCUUCACCAUUCCAUUACAAUUUACAAAUGUAUUAAUUUAUAAAUAAUUUAUUCAAUGUAAAUAAAGUAUGUUUUCAUC
Molecule: messenger RNA, 894 nt
Organism: Hyposmocoma kahamanoa
Lineage: Eukaryota; Metazoa; Arthropoda; Insecta; Lepidoptera; Cosmopterigidae
Product: hyphancin-3F-like
Exons: 2
Coding region: 16-213 (65 amino acids)
Biological process (GO): antibacterial humoral response
Cellular component (GO): extracellular region
Source: RefSeq, a predicted model, not a curated record